This is a messenger RNA of Gadus chalcogrammus (walleye pollock), 2179 nucleotides long. Its product is annotated as regulation of nuclear pre-mRNA domain-containing protein 1A-like. The transcript is spliced from 7 exons. The coding region runs from base 449 to 1261 and encodes 270 amino acids. Gene Ontology annotation, biological process: mRNA 3'-end processing. The record is from RefSeq and is a predicted model, not a curated record. Gene Ontology annotation, cellular component: RNA polymerase II, holoenzyme. NCBI's taxonomy places the organism in Eukaryota, Metazoa, Chordata, Actinopteri, Gadiformes, Gadidae. Gene Ontology annotation, molecular function: RNA polymerase II complex binding.
GAGGGAGGGACUUAUUAUAGAAGGAUAUUCGUUUCCAUAACACGUUUCGGUUAUAGCUUUGUAAAAAAUGUCUUAAAAACUUAAAAAAAUAUGACACUAUUCCUUAUUCGGAUCAAGUUCCUAUUAUUUUUGCCCCGGGGACUGUUAACUGGCGUACACAGUUCAUAGGAAGUAAAGUACCGGAAAUUGCGUUGAGGCCUCCCGGGAUAACGCCAUGAUCCAGGAUCCUCACUUCACCCAGUGUGCGAGGCAAGGCAACAGGGAUGCUAACACGAUUACACCGUGCAGACAGUGCUUGAGCUGCUAGUUAUUUGCUAGCUGACAUAAAGCUCGCAGUGCAGCAAAAGGAGGCAGAAAGAAACAAUAACUAAUCGAGUUUGUACACCUAAGAGACGCAUAAACGCUGUUGCUCCACCAGCCUCCGAUAACCUGGUCAUUUUUCGUCGAAAUGUCAGCUUUUUCCGAGGCUGCUCUAGAGAAGAAACUAUCGGAGCUUAGCAACUCUCAGCAAAGUGUGCAGACCCUGUCACUGUGGCUCAUACACCACAGAAAACACUCCCAAACUAUUGUCACCGUCUGGCUCAACGAACUUAAAAAAGCUCAGGUGUCACGCAAGCUGACCUUUGUCUACCUGGCCAACGAUGUCAUUCAGAACAGCAAGAGGAAAGGACCAGAGUUCACCCAGGACUUUGCACCCAUCAUCGUGGACGCCUUCAAACAUGUGUCCAGGGAAGGAGAGGAGAGCUUUAAGAAGCAGCUUGGCCGGGUGCUGUCUAUCUGGCAGGAGAGGGCUGUGUAUGAGAAUAGUCUCCUGGACCAGCUCUCGCAAGUCCUAUACGGAGAGAAAAAGGCAAAGAAGAGGUCCUAUGAAAAGAUCCAGAUGGACGAGGAGGACAAUAACUUUGCUUCCCAGAGCUCUCCUACAGAAGAGCCCCCACAGACGGCGGAGUUGAUCCGGGCGCUGCAGGAGCUGGAGAACGCCGCCUCUGGAGACUCGGCCCUGCGGAAACGCAUCUCGUCGCUGCCUGCCGAGGUGCAGGACGCCUCCCUGCUCCACAGAAUCACGGACAAGGAGUCGGGGGACCGGCUUUCUGGGCUGGUGGAGGAGGCCUGCAUGCUGCUGGCUGACUACAGCGGCCGCCUGGCUGCCGAGGUGGAUGACCGGAGGCAGCUGAUGCGCACGCUCACGCUCUUCCUGCACAGCCAGAAGGACGGCCUGGCUCAGAACGAGCAGAAACUAGAAAUCCAUCCCACUUGGUAAGUAGAGGCAAAUGCGCAAACUGCAGGGUUUCUACCUAAGCUUUAAGGACGCAUGUCUUCUGCUCUCCCGCUGACCGUCUUCUGAGUGUUUUAACCUGUCCAGCCCUUCGUCCACAGAAAGAGGAGCGCACCAACCUGACACUGUUUCUUCAGUUAAUACCUAAUUCCCAUGUAUUCACCAGAAUAAUAAUAAAAACGGGAGAUAAAAAAAAUAAAACCAUUUUUGUGAGUGCUGUUAUUUUGCUUUGGCAUUGCUGAUGCAUAUGGUAUAAGCGCAUGGUAAACAUCCCUACAUGCAGUUACUUUCCCUUUUUAUGAUUAAUUAAUUUGCCGCUUGGCAAGGAACCUGUAAUAGAAGGAAAAAGUUGGAUCCUUAAAGGGGAUGGAUAAGAGUCUUUGGAUCCUGGAACAUGCAUAUCUUAUAUUCUAAAUAACACCAAUGGUUCCUAAUAGUCUAAAGCUCUGCAGGAUUUGAUGACACUGAAUAAUUUAUAUUUACAACACAAGUUCAUAAUUCAGCUGAAUCUUUCUGAGCCCGUCGACUGAAGACGUUUAUUGUGCCUGCACUACAUAUCAUUUAAUGUGUAUUAUUUGGUUGUCAUGUGUGACUAAUCUCUAUCACACAGCACUAUAAAACUGGACUUGCACUUGAAAUAAAAGUGGAUCUAAAAGAGACAAGGGCACACAAGUAUAAAGAAACUACCUUUGCAAGUGUAAAAUCGGCAAAUCAGUACAUUUAUUACGUAAUAUAUUCAGUCUGAGGUUUAAGAUGUGCUGUUGACUUCCGUCUAGUAAUAUACCAAUAGCUCAAAUCCUCCAAUUAUUUUGCAAAUAGGAAACCAAAAUAUAGUAUUUUCUGAUAACCUCACAUUUGUUGAUGGAUCAGAAAAAACUGGUUGAAUCUGCAAUUCAAUUUGGC